UUGUAUCAAAUAUUACGAGUUGUUUUAAUCAUUUACUUUAUUUUCCUUUCCAAUUUUAGUCUAUGUGGCUACCCGCCAUUUUAUGAUGAAAACGAUCACGAAUUAUUUAGUCAGAUUCAACGCGCUCAUUAUGAAUUUGAUUCGCCUUACUGGGAUGAUAUUUCCGAAUCAGCCAAGGACUUCAUAAGGUGUCUCUUGCAGAAGGAUCCGGCAAAAAGAGCAAGCUGUACUCAAGCUCUAGCUCAUCCGUGGAUAGCUCAGAAUGCUGCCUCAGAAGUUGACAUUUACGCUCGAGUCAGUGAAAAUAUUCGCAAGAACUUUCUUGUUCGUCAGCGUUGGAGGAUCCGAGAUCACCGUGGCUGGGCAACUUGA
This is a messenger RNA of Rodentolepis nana, 372 nucleotides long. Lineage: Eukaryota; Metazoa; Platyhelminthes; Cestoda; Cyclophyllidea; Hymenolepididae. The record is from the annotation of a GenBank genome assembly.